CACUCAACUCCAGCACAGAUCUGCUUCAGCAGGGAGGAGUGAAGAGCACUGACAAGACAGUGAUAUAUAUAUAUUUAUAUAUAUAUUUAUAUAUAUAGAAACACAGCUCAAAUGAAGGGGAAAAAGUUCAGAUAGGCAACAGAAACAGGCCAAGAAAGAAGUUAUACUUAAAAGAAACUUUCAAAGACAAGAAGAUAUAAGUGUGGAGAAAGGCAGGGUUAGAGACAAGCAGAGAGUGGAGAGAUAUAUUUCGUUCUAAAAAAGAAUGGGCUCCCUGGUGAGGAGUGCUGUUGCUGUUCUCUUAACCUCCCUGCUGGCUUUACUCUCUGGAUUUUCUGCAGUCUUGGGCCAGGACCUGAGAGAGAGGGAUGUGCUAUGUAAUGCAGACGGCUGCUUUGUGGUUUACCUUCAACGUAAAACCUUCCUGGACUCAUGGAGGGCCUGCAAAGAGAAAGGUGGGAACCUAGCGACCAUCAAAUCUAUGGAGGAGGCCACCGCAAUUGCCACUCUCUUCUCCACUCUGGACUUGCGGCACUCGCGUACCAAGAUCCAAGUAUGGAUUGGCCUGCAGCGCCAGCCUCGCCAGUGUACUACCACACGCCCACUUCGGGGGUUUUCUUGGACUACUGGUGACCAGGACACAGAGUAUACCAACUGGCAGAAAGAGGACUCGCCUAGUAUGUGUUCAGUGCCUCGCUGUGUGGUUAUGGGCUACAGCACUCAAGAACAGAACAAUAACUUCAAGUGGCUUGAUGGUUCCUGCUCAGUCCCUGUAGAUGGGUAUCUGUGCCAUUAUGCUUACAAAGGAAUGUGUCCGUCCUUGUGGAGUGAAGGGGGAGGGAAUGCCCUCUACACAACACCAUUUAACCUUCUCAGCACGCUGCUAACCCAUGUACCCUUUGGAUCUGUUGCCACUGUACCCUGCCCCACAGGUGCCAAGGAGGAACAGUCUGUUUUGUGUAUGCUAAGAGAAGAUGGCUCAGUGGGGUGGUCAAGAGAACCCCCCCUUUGCUCUGAUCCCUCCAUAUCACACAACUGGUGUGACCAGGAUAACGGUGGAUGUGAGCAUUUCUGCAGGCCAGCUGGUGGUCACUUUUAUUGUGAAUGUGCUGAUGGAUAUCAACUAGGAGAUGAUGGCCAAAGCUGUGAGCUAUCUGAUGUUUGUCAAGGGGCCCCCUGCGAGUUUGAAUGCCUGCCCCUUUCCGAUGGUUACCGUUGUGCCUGUCCUGAUGGAUACAUGCUUGCACCUGAUGAACGUGGCUGUCUAGAUGUAGAUGAGUGCCUCCAGAGUCCUUGUGAGCAGCUCUGUGAAAAUGCUCCUGGGACAUUUGAAUGUCGAUGUCGGGAGGGUUAUCAUCCAGAUCAAGCGGGUGGCUGUGAGGAUAUCGAUGAGUGUAUGAAUGACCCAUGUGAACAUGCUUGUGAGAACACUGUCGGCUCUCACAUCUGCCACUGUCAUCUUGGAUAUUCCCAAGUGCAUGAGGACCCCAGCCAGUGCCAAGAUAUUGAUGAGUGCCAGAUCCCUGGGACCUGCCAGCAGAUGUGUGUGAAUUAUGAUGGUGGAUUUGAGUGCUACUGCGAGGAAGGCUAUGAACUCAUGUCUAAUCAGUACUCUUGUCAAAAGAGGGGAGGAGGAGACAGUCAAUCUGCUGUCACCCCUCCAUUUCCUUGGGUCACUCACCAUCCUGGACCUGUAUGGGACCCCAUGGACUAUGACUGGAACACGGAGCAAAGCCACACUGGCUGGCCUACAGGGGAGGAGCAAUCUCUGGACUGGCUGACCGAUCCACCCAGAGAUUUGAAUUCUGAUGUAAUUUGGGUCACCAGUGCCCCACAGGAGGAAGUGCCCUUUGAUUCAGCAGUGGACCCUCUGACACAAGGAAAGGACAAAGAUGAGGAAGACAUAGAUGGAGUUGACUGGUUAGAGUGGGAACAGAAUUCUCAGUCUCUGUCAACAACCACCUACACAAAGCUUCCACCCACCACCAGUACCAGCACUACUCCAGACUGGUACACAGACGAUGAGGAGGAAACUACUACAGCUCUUCCCUCCCUUUCCACUUCUACAAUCUCUGAAGGUGCCUGGCAUUGGUGGGCCGGGCAUGUUACUUCCAGCCAGAAUCCAGGAAAUCCAGAGGAUUCAGUCACAGACCACAACAUGCCUACAGAUUCCAGCGACCACAAUAAGCCAGAAGAAGAGCAACAGUACCCCACUAGAGAGAGCUCUAAAUUCCCAAAGGAGGAUUUAGGGGAGGAGGAAAAAGACUAUGUGGAAAUCACACACUCUCGAGGUCUUGUUGUUCCCACCCAGUUUAUUGCUUCCCAGCCACCACCGAGCAAAGGUGAAGGGAGUGGUGACCCCCUGGAUUCUGUCCAGGAAGACCGGGGGCAGAAACAGAGCAGCACCUGGCUGCUGGUGGGCCUUCUUGUGCCCAUCUGCAUCUUUAUCGUGGUGAUGGUGGCAUUUGGUAUUGUUUACUGUACCCGCUGUGCUGUUCAGCCACGCAACAAGAAUGCCACUGACUGCUACCAUUGGAUCUCUGGGGCUCAUGAUAAACAGGGGGCUCCUAACCCCUCAGCUGGGGUCAAGACCCAUGUUUAAACAGAGAAGAGAGAGACUGACAUAAACAUAUACAAACUCUGUUUUAGAAAGCAAGAGUGAAUAAUGAUCAGGUAACAAGCAAGUAAAAUGUUUUACCCUCUCCUUUUGGGAGCUCCCGACUCUUGGAGCAUUUUUGAAUAGCUGUUAUCAACAGAUAGAGGUAAGGAAGAGACACUGGAAACCACUGACCUUGUAAGGAAUGGGGUUUCUUUGUGGUAUAAACUGCUUUGAUGUUACAUACACUGACCACACAGCACAAUAUCUGUUUGCUUCAUGAUUGCACUAGAUUACAUAGGUUGAAAAUAUUCCAGUCUUCAUUAGUAAUGUCAAACAUAUUUGCUAAUUAUUGAGAAUAAUGUGUGUCAUUAAUUAAUUUCAGCCUUUUUAAAAUCAUUGUACUGAUGGAAAAGAAAUCUGCAAUUUUGAGGUAAACUUGACUAUGAGGUCUUUUUCAAGCAAAAUCUUCAUGCUCACUUCACUUCAAUAGCAUAUCACUGUACAUAACUGUUCCUGUUGACUGUGUUAAAGGGAUUUGGAGGCGUGGUUGGUUCUCAUCAACACUGGGCGAAAGGAGACUGUAAGCAAAUAUCCCUUCAAGAGAAAAAAGAGAUUAUGCAAUUCCCAUGAUAAUGCUGGGCAAACAAUCAUUGAAAAUCACUGUGUUGGAGCAGAAUUAUUAAUAAGAGACCAAAACCUUCUUUGUAUAUAGUGGUUGUUUUGUAUUUAUGUUUCUUUUAUACUUGCCACUAGUCAUUUGCUUUUAGAAAACCUAACAGUUAUAAUAAUUCAAUGACAAAGCCUUUUUAUGGACCCCAUAAACCCAGUGAUAUGCAGAGGAAUGUCUGCCUGCACAUGGAAUCUUUCCCCCCACCCAUGUCCAGUUUAAGAGCAUUACUCCUGUCUUUUCUUUUUCUUUUUUUCUUUUUUGAAAAGAGGUUAAAGUGCAGAUGUUCACACAGCAUAGGGAAUAGUUGUAGAGGAUGGUGCUUGACAUUGACCUUGUUUGUAAGUGGCCAUCAGUCACUACUAGGAACCGUAAUUCACUAUCCCACUCCAGAAAUGUUUUAUGGCUUUGUUGGAUCAAAUCCAGCUGUGAACAGACUGUUGCCUUUGCAGAUGUAUCUUCAAAUAUUUAGCAACUUAAAAAGGCAGUCAAAAGAGUAGUCUCAAAGAUUUCAGAUCACAGAUUGAAAAUCAUAAAUAACAAUAACACAUUAACUGUAAGAUGUGCUAACAAAGAAAACACAAAUAAGCAACUUCAUAGAUAAAUGGCUGGGGAAACAAGUGGCAUUUCAAAUUUAAACAUGAAAUAUUUGAUUUUUUUUUUAAUAGACUGUGAACUAUUGGAAAAUAUCUGAUGUUUUUUUUCUGUUACUUGUUAAGAAUUUGUGAAUUAAAAACUAUGACGGGGGUUCAGUGUGAACAUGUAUUAUUGAUCUUAGAAAUAGUAGUUUGACAAAGCUAUGCCUUAACUCAUGGGCUACUUCGUAGCUUUUAAAGAGAGCUUUUAACCACAUGUCUAUUUUUUAGUUGUCAUGGAGAUAGUUCAGUUGCUAUAACAACUAUAAACUGUUAUCUGUUUUAGAUGAGUGCAAUGAAAAGCAGUGGAAAGCUCUGAGAAAAGCUACUAUGUUGACCAUGAAGUAAAAAUAGGCAAACACAUGACAAGGGAUUUCAUGUAUGACACAGAUGUGUUCGUUCAUGCACUUGUUUGAUGACAUCACUGCCCUAAUCUGUAUAUCAUUCUUCGUUUAGAAACUCUUAAGCAGCAGUACAUGAGGAGUCACCUUCUCAGGAAAGUGGAGGAAUGAAUGUGGGUGGAGGGAGGGGUGGGUGUGUGACAAUAAGGAUACUGUAAUUACAAAAAGGGCCAUGAUCCUCAGUGGGCCCUUUGUUUGUAGAAGGGAUUUUUACAGAAAAUACAACAGGAUACUUGAGUCCCUAUUGGCAGUAAGGAAGCAUUGUGAUUGUAUUGACUAAUGGAAUGUGCUGAUCAAAACCAGGUUCUGCUCUGUGAGUGGUUCUCAGAGGGGGUCUUUCUCAUUCUCCCUCCUCUCUCUCUCACUGUCUCUCUCCCCCUCUGACCUGUUUUCAACAUUGUCAUGUCUUCAGCAGCUCUUAGUAUACAGACACAAUCCAGUCGCCAGGGAGCAGAGCUGCGCUCAUCUCUUUGGUAACCCUCGCUAAAACUUUCAAAUAUUUUGACUUCAGUUGAUGUAUAUUAUAAACAAAACCGGUCGUAUUUUGGUGGGCCUGUCCAUUAUUUUAGCAUAUCAAUAAUAACGCUGUGCUCAACAAGUUAUUUGCAGAGAUCUGAGAACAUGGUGCCGUCACUAAAAAGAAGUCCAUUGGGCCAACAAAGAGAUAAACAAACCCCAGGUUUACCAAACACACCCUGAGAAAUUAAAGUUGAAGCGCCAACUAUCAAAACUGUCUAUUGCCGCCAAACUUUAAGGCAAUAAAACUAAAGUAAACUCAGGAAGAAUUAUCUUGUAAGAUAAUUUAACUUAAUUUCUCAAGUUAAACUGAGUUUGUGCAACUUUUUUUUGUUUUUAAACUGUCAAUUCUUUAUGAAUUAAAGUAACCUUGUUACUUCAUUGUAAAUUAGAGUAAUGUGUUAUUUUAGACCCAAACAAUUCAGAAAUUUCACUUCUGUUUAUGUACUCUUAAGUUACAAUACCUUAAAUCUGUGUGAUGUAUCCACUUGAAGUUCUACUUUACCUUCAGGACAGUUUUUGCUGUACAGUUAGUGAUCACAAACAUAUUAAUGACUACUGUGACUGACAGAAGAACAUCAGAAGGUACAGGUAGUGUGUGCAGACUUACCUUCUUUGUUGACAGUGAUGACAAUUUGUGACUCAUCAUGUAUUAAAAGACAUAUAACAACCUC
Molecule: messenger RNA, 5492 nt
Organism: Stegastes partitus (bicolor damselfish)
Lineage: Eukaryota; Metazoa; Chordata; Actinopteri; Pomacentridae
Gene: cd248a
Product: CD248 molecule, endosialin a
Exons: 1
Coding region: 266-2602 (778 amino acids)
Biological process (GO): cell migration
Cellular component (GO): external side of plasma membrane; extracellular matrix
Molecular function (GO): calcium ion binding; extracellular matrix protein binding; extracellular matrix binding
Source: RefSeq, a predicted model, not a curated record